Messenger RNA from Gamsiella multidivaricata, 1914 nucleotides. Its product is annotated as malate synthase A. Gene Ontology annotation, molecular function: malate synthase activity. Gene Ontology annotation, biological process: glyoxylate cycle. Bases 238 to 1875 code for a protein of 545 amino acids. The record is from RefSeq and is a predicted model, not a curated record. Gene Ontology annotation, cellular component: peroxisomal matrix; cytoplasm. NCBI's taxonomy places the organism in Eukaryota, Fungi, Mortierellomycota, Mortierellomycetes, Mortierellales, Mortierellaceae. The transcript is spliced from 3 exons.
CACCCUCCUAACCUCCCCCCACAACGCGACUAACGCAACAAAAGCAUAGACGCCGUUUAUUCUUCGCCGUUGCUCGUGUCGACCCUCGUUUCUGUAUAAAUACGCACUAUUCCAAAGUGAGAGGACCACGCCCGCUCUCUCUUUUCUUUCUUUCUCUCUUCCCCUCACCUCCGGUACUCUCUUUUCUUCACUCCCCACUCUCUUUUCCUUUGUUCUUUGUAAAUAUCUUUAUAAACCAUGCCAUUCGAUUCAAAAGUCGCCGGUGUCAGCAUCCUCGCCAAGGUCACACACGAGCAGGCCGCCGAGGUCCUCACGCCCGAGGCCCUCCAGUUCAUCGCCACACUGCACCGCACCUUCGAGCCCACGCGCCAAGCAUUACUCCAGCGUCGCAAGGACCGCCAACUCCAACUCGACCAGGGUGGUCUCCCUGAUUUCUUGCCCGAGACCCGCCAUAUCCGGGAGGACCCCACAUGGAGGGCCGCGAAGCCUGCACCAGGUCUAGCAGAUCGUCGCGUCGAGAUCACAGGUCCUGUGGAUCGCAAGAUGGUGAUUAAUGCUUUGAAUUCUGGAGCAGCUACUUUUAUGGCUGACUUUGAAGAUUCGACUGCACCAACUUUUGACAAUGUUGUCGACGGCCAGAGGAACCUCAAGGACGCUAUCCACCAGCGCAUCUCUUACACCGCUCCUAAUGGCAAGCAGUACAACAUCCGCAAGGACGGCAAGGUCGCCACCUUACUGGUCAGACCGCGUGGAUGGCACUUGGAUGAGAAGCAUGUUCUUGUGGACGGACAGAUCCUCUCGGGCUCCAUUUUUGAUUUCGGUCUCUACUUCUUCCACAACGCCCGCAAGUCGGUCGAGAUUGGUAUCGGCCCAUACUUCUAUGUCCCCAAGAUGGAGUCUCAUCUCGAGGCCCGUCUCUGGAACGAUAUCUUCAAUGCGGCGCAGGACUACAUUGGCCUGCCCCGUGGCACCGUCCGUGCGACUGCUUUGAUCGAGACCAUCCUAGGUGCAUUUGAGAUGGAUGAGAUCAUUUAUGAGCUACGCGACCACUCUGCGGGACUGAACUGCGGUCGCUGGGACUACAUCUUUUCGUUCAUCAAGAAGCUGCGUCAGCGCCCCGAGUACGUGCUACCCGAUCGCUCAGAUAUCUCGAUGACCACACCGUUCAUGGACGCGUACGUCCGUCUGUUGAUCAAGACCUGUCAUAAGCGUGGCGUGCAUGCGAUGGGAGGUAUGGCUGCCCAGAUCCCGAUCAAGAACAACGAGGCGGCCAACAAGGCUGCGAUGGACAAGGUCCGCAAUGAUAAACUGAGGGAGGUCAAGGCUGGUCAUGAUGGUACCUGGGUUGCUCACCCAGAUCUGGUCAAGUUGGCCAUGGCGGUUUUCAAUGAACACAUGCCCCAGCCCAACCAGCUGCAUGUCCGCCGAGAGGAUGUCCAUGUUGAAGCAGUGGAUCUGCUGAACACGAAUGUGAAGGGAGCGAUUACCGAGGCGGGCAUCCGUGCGAAUAUGUCGGUGUCGCUGAUGUAUAUGGAGGCAUGGUUAAGAGGACUUGGAUGUGUGCCGAUCCAUAACUUGAUGGAGGAUGCAGCGACAGCAGAGAUUUCGCGUUCACAGCUGUGGCAGUGGGCGAAGCAUCAGGCGCGUACGGAUGCAGGAGUGCAGGUGACGGCCGAGUAUCUGUUGAGGGUGCUGGAUGAGGAGACAGAUAAGCUGGCGCAGAGCAUGGGCGAGCAGAGGUUCAAGGCGAGUAAGGUCGUGGAGGCGAAGAAGCAUUUGGCGACACAGAUUACUGGAGAGGAGUACAGCGACUUCUUGACGAGCUUGCUGUAUAACGAUAUUGUCGAGGUAGAACAAAUCAAGGCGCGUAUUUAAGGGAGGUAUUCAAAGUAAUAAAACGCAAGGAUUGUCGCG